Prinia subflava (tawny-flanked prinia) is the source of this 7749-nucleotide messenger RNA. RefSeq names its product ubinuclein 2 (gene UBN2). The transcript is spliced from 17 exons. The coding region runs from base 32 to 3997 and encodes 1321 amino acids. NCBI's taxonomy places the organism in Eukaryota, Metazoa, Chordata, Aves, Passeriformes, Cisticolidae. Gene Ontology annotation, cellular component: nucleus. The record is from RefSeq and is a predicted model, not a curated record. Gene Ontology annotation, biological process: chromatin organization.
GGCGGGGGAGGGGGGGCGGCGGCGGAGGAGGAUGGCGGAGCCGCGCCGGGUGCCGUUCAUUAGCCUGUCACCCGUGCGGCGCCGCGAGGGCGAGAGCCCGGCGCUGGAGCGAGAACCGGCGGGCCGCGACCCGGAGCCACCUCCGGCGGGCCGUGAGGCGCCACCGCCGGAGUCGCCGCCGCACGAGCCGCCCAGCGACAGCGCUGCCCGCCCAGAGCCGCCCCGCGACCCUGGCCGGCCCGAGCAGCCGCCGCAGCGGGAGCCCCCCCGGCCCGAGCCGCCGCCGCUGCCGCCACCGCCGCGCCAGAGCGGGCGGCAGGAGCCGCCGCCGCCGCGGGAGGCGCUCCCGCUCCGCCAGACGGUCCGCCUGGAGGUGGUGCUGAAGGACCCCACCGAGGAGGGCUGCGUGGAGUUCAGCUACCCGGAGCUGCUGCUGUGCGGGGACUCGCGGAAGAAAUCAGUUCAUUUAGAGGAUCCAUUUAAUGAUGAACAACGUGAGCGACAUGAAGUAGAAAUGCUUGCCAAGAAGUUUGAGGCAAAAUACGGUGGAAAGCCCCACAAACAUCGAAAAGAUCGCCUGCAAGAUCUAAUUGAUAUAGGUUAUGGCUACGAUGAGACAGACCCUUUCAUUGAUAAUUCUGAAGCGUAUGAUGAAUUGGUUCCUGCAUCCCUGACAACCAAAUAUGGAGGGUUUUAUAUCAACACUGGUACACUGCAGUUUCGCCAGGCAUCUGAAUCAGAGGAUGAAGACUUUGCAGAAGACAAAAAACAUAGGCCACCUAAAAUAGCAAAGUUAAAAGAAAGUGAAGAUCGUGGAAUGAAGAAACGCAAGCGAAAAGAUGAAGGGACAGAAAAGGAGACAAAGCCUCGGAAAAUGAAAGUUCCUAAGCAGUUGGGAGUAAUGGCCUUAAAUUCACACAAGUCAGAGAAGAAGAAAAAGAAAUUGUAUAAAGACUCGCUCUCUUUGGCUGCCAUGAUCCGUAAAUUUCAAAAGGAGAAGGAAGCCAUGAGGAAGAAGGAACCUAGUCCAAAACCUUCAGUGACUGUUGCAUCCUCUACCCCUAGUAAAAUUCCUUCCUCCUCUCUCAGUGCAGGAAGUGAUCUCUCUGACUUGAACCUUAGGAUCAAUGAUCCUGUCCUCUCCAUUUUUGGUAGCACAAAUGAACCUGAGCUCUUGCAAGAAACUGAAAGUGCCCUAGAGAUGCUGGGAGACAUUGACUUUGACAAGUUGCUUGAUGGCACUUCUGAUGGCAGCCCGGUCUCUGAGCUGUCAGGAGAGAAUGGAAAUGUCACUCAGGCAACCUACACCACUCAGGUCAUGACACCCAAGCAGGUGCCUGCCCUCCCAGAAGGUUUGCCUGUGCUACUUGAAAAGCGCAUUGGAGACCUUCGAACAGCUGCCAAGAUGUUUGACGAAGAAGGCAGGAAGAAGUUUUUCACACAAGACAUGAAUAAUAUUCUUCUGGAUAUUGAGCUACAGUUACAGGAGGUGAAUCCUGCCAUCCGCAAUGGAGUGUACUCACACCUGGAGGCUUUUGUGCCUUGCAAUAAGGAUACACUGAUAAAGCGCCUGAAGAAGUUACACCUCAAUGUCCAGGAUGACCGCUUGAGAGAACCAUUGCAGAAGCUGAAACUGGCUGUCAGUAAUGUCAUGCCUGAGCAGUUAUGCAAGUAUCAAGAAGACUGUCAGGCCCGCAAUCAAGCCAAGAAUGCCAAGUUGCAAGCAGAAGAUGAACGAGAGAAAAAUGGAUCGGAGGAAGAUGAUGAUGAGAAACCUGGAAAGAGGGUAGUUGGACCCAGAAAGAAGUUUCACUGGGAUGACACACUGAGGUCUCUGUUGUGUAAUCUUGUCAAGAUCAAGCUGGGAUGCUAUGAGCUAGAGCCAAAUAGAAGUCAGUCUGCUGAAGAUUACCUCAAAACCUUUAUGGAAACAGAAGUGAAACCACUUUGGCCUAAAGGCUGGAUGCAGGCAAGGAUGCUUUUUAAAGAAAGCCGAAGUGUUCACAAUCACCUCACUUCUGCUCCGGCAAAGAAGAAGGUGAUUCUGGCCCCUAAACCCAAAGUGAAGGACUCCAGUCCAAAAAAAGAACAGAAAACCUGUAUGUCUUUUGUCAAUUCAAGUUGUGCUACUGUACUGAGUUCCAGUGCAGCUGUGUGCACCCCAGGCAGCUCUACCUGCACAGCCGCUCCAGAGACGAUCUGCUUGGAUGACUCACUGGAUGAGGACCUCUCUUUCCACCCACCCUCACUGGACUCUGUUUCUGACGCUCUGGCAGUUAUCAAUAAUGGUGCCAAGGGAUCACCUCUUGGGUCCACCAUAGACACACCAACAUCCAGACCUCGCCCUGGGCUGAGGGAAGAGAAACUAGCAAGCAUUAUGAGUAAGUUGCCUCUGGCAACUUCAAAGAAAGUAGAGCCCACUCAAACAUCCCAUUCAUCAAGUCUUAUUGCUGGUCACACAGGGCCAGUACCAAAGAAGCCCCAGGACUUAGUUCACACUGGUAUCUCUUCAGGCCUUAUUGCUGGAUCUUCAAUUCAAAAUCCCAAGGUUUCUUUAGAGCCUUUGCCAGCCAAAUUACUUCAACAAGGACUACAGAGGUCAAGUCAGAUCCAAGCUGCUUCCUCCUCUUCUCAGACUCACAUUUCUUCCUCUAAGACUCAAACAGCUAUUUCCACCUCCUCUCAAAGAACCAAGGAUGCUAAUAUCUUGGUGUCAUCUGCUGAGGCUCAAGGUGGUACUUCCUCAACAUCACAAGUGCCAAAGGUGCACCAGCAUUCAGCUGUACAACAGAAAUAUGUAUCUCCCUUACAAGCAACUAUCAGUAAAUCACAGACUAAUCCUGUGGUGAAAUUGAGUAGUAAUCCCAAACUCUCUUGCUCAUCACCAGUCAUCAAGGCUCAAGAUAAGUCUGUAGUAUAUCGUCUGCCUUUGUCUAAUCCCUCAUCUAGUGGCUCUCAAGUGUGUCACCCACUGGUUUCUCGGACAACAUCCAGCACCUCUACCUCUAGUAACUAUUUAGCUAAGGCUAUGGUGUCACAAGUUUCUUCCCAGGGUUUCAAGCCUCCUUUCUCCAUGGCUGCCUCUCCCAAACCUGCUGCCUCUCCCAAGCCCACUUCAUCUAAGCCCUCUGUGACACCCAAGCCCAAUGUACCGCCUAAAUUUUCAUCCAAGUCCACCUCAUCCCCCAGGCCUGCAACAACACCCAGUUCUUCCAGUUCAAGUGCACUAGUUUCCCAGAGUAGUCACUCCAGCAACAACCUCCUUCAUAAACAGACCAGUGGUGUAAAUAUCAGCAAGCAGUCUCCCACAGUGAAUUUGCUGUCUUCUAAUCGCACCUCAGGCCUUCAGCCUGCAAAAAACCCUCAGGCUUCUUCAAAAUUGCCCAACUCUUCUCUUUCUGGAACUGCUGGUAAAAAUAAUCUGGGUGGAGUUGGAAUUAAUGUACCUGCCAGCAGAGGCAGUAAUCUUAACUCAAGUGGAGCUAGUAGGACUAGUCUGUCUGGGGGAGCAGGAAGUGGAACACAGGGUGCUAACAAACAAUUGUCAACUCCACACAGACCAUCUUCUGCCUCAGGGUCUCCAGUUGUAGCAGCCAGCGUGCAGUCAACAGCAGGAGCAUCGUUACUGGCUAAUGCCUCACCUCUGACUCUCAUGGCAUCACCCCUGUCUGUAACCAGUCAGAACGUGACGUCUGCAGCAUUAACUCCUUUUGGGAUGCUGGGUGGCCUUGUUCCUGUGACUGUGCCCUUCCAGUUUCCCUUGGAGCUGCUUGGCUUUGGGACUGACGCAGCUGGAGUGACAACCACCUCGGGAUCUACCUCAGCGGCUUUCCACCACAGCCUAACUCAGAACUUACUGAAGGGUUUACAGCCAGGUGCUCAGCAUGCAGCAACACUGUCUCACUCACCUCUGCCUGCUCACUUGCAGCAAGCUUACACAGCUACAGAUGGAGGCCAAAGCAAAGUGGACACUAAGCUACAGCGGAAAAACCAGUGACUUCUGGACGAGCAAGGGAGCUGAAGCAGUUCUGGUUGGCUGACAGAAUCUGCCCAGUUGGGAAAGUGCUUAUUGUCACAGGGCUGCUGUUUCUGUCAAUGUUUACAUAUUCUGAUCCUAAGCACUGUGGUGAGAGGAAGAAGAAAAAUAAAACAAUACUUGAUCAAAGAGAGAAGGAAAAGGAGGACAGGUCCUCCUGGUCAUGCAGAUUGGUCAAAGCUUGAUAUUGCCUAAAGAAACAACCUUUUUUAUCUUCUCUGAUUGGCUCUUAAAAAAAUUGAUGGUCAAACCCACAGCAGCACCAACAUUUUGUUUCUGGGUAAAGUCCAAUGAAGAGUGGAAAUGGUGAAAGGAGCUAGAAUAGGUUUCUCCAUUCAUUGCGUAAGUGGGAAUCACCCACUUCCUUAGUGCCCAAAGUUCCCGGUGUUAGAUUAUGUGUAGGUCCUGAGUGUACUAUACAGUUGUGGACCAAAGGUUAUGUAGAAUAGAGAUGGUGCUGGGAUACUUGGCAUAAUAAUUAAACCUUUAGACUAAAACAGUUUCUGAUAAUGGGCAUUUAUCGAGCUUAAAAGGCUGCUUGGCUUUAGGGAGCCUGCAGAUGUAUGCAGUCUUGAUAGAGAAUUGUCUUCAGAAACAGAUCUCCUGGUACGUCAAUAUGUGAGACACAGACUAUUCGAUUUAUUUUCAGAGGGUUUUUUAGUACAAAAGUUCUUAUUCAAGGGAGGAAGGGGAUGGAAAUUCAUUUACAUGAAAAGAACCCCACAUUUUAUUAGCCGGACUAACAUUUUUUCCUGCAUUUUUUUAAGUCAUAGUGAUGUUUCAGUAUUUCCAUUUGUUAAAUUUCAUUUUACCUUGUGCUUAUUUGCUACUGAAAAGAUACACUAUUCAUGUCUUUCAUAAACCACAACCAGUUCUUUUCUCAUUCUCAGGCUUCAUCUUUUAUCUAACUCUUCCCAGAAGCCAUGCAUUACAUUGAUUCACUAGUUAAAGAAAGCUGAUUUGACCUAUCCCAGAGUCAGAUUAAUACUGCAUCAGGCAUUAGCCAAAGAGGAGUCGCUCAAAAGCGACCAGAGGUGCCUUCUCUUCUGGGGGCUGAAUGGGUUGUUUCCAGCAUUUCCAGCCCCUGCUGGCCUAGGGAGUUUGACCUGAACUCUUUCGUACAUGGUAGCACAAGACUGCAGAGCUGGCUUUGUUGGUUUUUUGUGAGGGUUUUUUGUGGGGAUUUUUUGUUGUUUGUUUUGUUUGGCUUUUGGGUUUUUUUGGUUUUGUUUUGUUCUGUUUUUUGGUUUUUGUUUUGUUUUUUCUUUGAUAGCAAUACAUCAACCAGUUCACAUGUAAGAUUAGGGAGCAUCCAGCACAUGUUGCACUUUUGACACUAUGACAGAACUUUGCUUUUGAGUCCCUUGUGCUGUCAGAUAAAAGGUGAGAAUGGCAGAAACUAGAAUAAGUCAUAGGGAAAAGGAGCAAAUAAACCAGUAUGAUGCCUUUCUCCUUCAACCCUGAAAUAUUCCUUUGACCAGAGAUGCUGAAAUUCUUAGUAAAGUUUUUCUGGUAGUUUGGCUUGAGAUUGAACCAGACACUACUGGUUGUCUCACACCUUUUAGAGAGACUUUGACCCCUGAAUAGUGAAUAUUCAAUAUUUUUUGCUAGCUUACUUAGAGCUUGCAGGUUUCUUUUACAUGUGAUUUAUUUUUCUUAGAUCAGACAACAAUUUCUUUUCUAUUUAGAGCUCAUUUUAAUUUUAUAUAAAUAUAUAUACAUAAAUUUAAAAUAAUAUAUAUUGUGUAUUUAGUAUAAAAAUGUUGGGUUGAGCUCAGCAAUAAAUGUUUUUGCACAACACUUGUGAAAGGCAGAUUGAAUUAAGAUGCAUUAGUUCAUUCGUUUCACUCCACAGCAUCUGCCAAUUAAAUGCUUUUUAGCUGGCACUAAUGUUUUGUAUGUGGUGUGUUGAUCAGAUAAGCUUGCAUCUCCAUUGUGGUUUAAAGUUGAAACACAUACAGCUGUGUAGACCCUGGCAUCAGUACUGCACAAACUCUGUCAAAAUACCUUAAACUAUUUAGAGUGCAAGCUUCAUCUGACACUUUUUUCUUUUCUCCAGGAAGGGUUGAAGGAAGCCAACUUUGAGGCCCAACAAUUCUAGCAGGAUGUUAAUUCUCUGAACUGUGUCAAACCUGAGAACUUUAAUGAUGCACGUAGCUAAGGGAGUUGCGGCAGUGAGCCUUUGGGCAGCAAUAUAUUUAAAGGACCCUGUCCUAAGAGAGUUCUACCUCUUCUGUGUUUUCCUCAUUAAGGCAUCCCAUUCAAAUUGUCAUCUUUGUCUUCAUACUUAGUAAAAUUGUAGACUGGGAGACUUGGAGCCCUUUAUAACUACAGCACAAAUUCCCUUUCAACCUUCCUUUCUUCCUGGAAGUAUAUUUCAUAUUCAAUUGAAGAAUAUCCUCUCUAAAGCUUGAGGGUAGGAAUAGUCCUGCCUCUGUGUCCUAUUGAGCUUCUCAGUCUUGGGAAACAAGUAAAAUAAUACUUAUUGUGGAAAUGAGAUAGUAGGAUGAUGAAAAUAAAGGUGACCAUACAUUGUUUGUGACUUCAGUUCAAACAACCCCACCCCAGCAGGUAACUGUUUUCAGUCAUUACACUCCUGUUAGCCAUUACACUGCUGAGCAUCUUUUGAAUCAACAACAUUGGGGAUGGGGAUCCUUUACUUGGUGUUUACUAUUCUCCCUAGUUAAACCUAGCAAGGCCAGAUCAAAGGAAAUAAUAGGAUGGUUCCCAGAGACCUUUGCAGGUAGCAUAAAGAGGAUGGGAAAGAUUACUGCAAUGUUCAAAUGCAAAAUUAGGUUGAUGUCUUACUAUUUACUGCACAGAAAUUCUUCUGAAGAUGUUUUCCCCCCCAUUUCUCCCCCAGGUUUUUUCUUGUUUUUAAGGGCCUUUGCUAAUAAAUAAACUGUAGUUGUACAUACUAAAUUAACCCUCAGUAUUCACAAGCAAUAAAAAAGCCAAGUAGAGCUGUCUUUUCCAGACAGCGGGGCUGAACUUGGUUUGGGGACUGUAUAUGAGCUAACAUGUCAAGCUCUCUGAAAGCCCCAAACAAAUGCAAGCAAUAACUUCAAACAAGGUUUCAGAUGUUGAAACUGUCUGGGUAGUAUUCCCUGCUACAUGAUCCAAAGUCCCAAAAAUCAUGGUAGCUAUUUUAAAUCAUUAGAGACUCUUGCAAGGAAAGAAGGCAGGCUAGAUGAAAAACAGGGUGCAGAGUUUCCCAAUACCUUGGACUAUAACUGCCGUGUUCUCCCAUUCCAAGAUACAAGUGGCCUAAGUCACGUUGUCCAGCCUUCUCUCUUGAUUUGAGAAACAUGUCUAAAGACUGAUCAACUGAGUCAGAAGUGCGGAUGCUGUGGGUUUCACAUCUGUUUUCUGCUAAUCAGAAGUAACAUUUAAGUUACUUGGGUUCUGUUUGUGUUUGAAUCUGAUCAAAGUUGUCUGAUGCACGGAUUUAGGAGUGGGACAGGUGCUAAAAGCUUGUUCCUUCCUGCAAUCUCAUCAUCUGACCCUUCCUCCACACUCCUUCUCCAGUUGGUGCAAGACCAUGAGGACAUGAAAACAGAGAAAUCUGCAACUCUCCCAAGCUGCCAUCAGUUGUGUGAACCAGUAACCCUCUGGGAGUCACCUUGGACUCCAACUAACUUUAUCACAUUUGCUGCUACGUUCAUAAAACGAAAUUUUGGCUGUAUUUAUUAGCAAAUUUUUAAUCUAGUUUA